This is a messenger RNA of Lampris incognitus (smalleye Pacific opah), 492 nucleotides long. RefSeq lists its product as uncharacterized. NCBI's taxonomy places the organism in Eukaryota, Metazoa, Chordata, Actinopteri, Lampriformes, Lampridae. Bases 1 to 492 code for a protein of 163 amino acids. The transcript is spliced from 2 exons. The record is from RefSeq and is a predicted model, not a curated record.
AUGUCGGACACAGCGCCGCAAAGACGCAAAAUGGCAAAACACCGAGCGGACAAAGCUCUUUCCAAAACGAGAGCGAAUCUGGGGGUGACUUUCACCCGCUGGCGAGCACUGGUCCUGAAGAGGCUGCUGCAGCACUACCUGAUCGUCAAACUGGAGAAGUGUGAGUUCCACGCCACCACAGUCUCCUUCCUGGGCUCCAUCCUCUCCCCUUCCGGCAUGUCAGUGGAUCCAGAGAAGGUGCGAGCUGUGUCGGAGUGGGUCCAGCCCAAGUCGGUGAGGCAGAUAAAGCAAUUCAUGGGCUUUGCCAACUUCUAUCGCAGGUUUAUCCGGGGCUUCAGCACAAUCGCGGCCCUGAUAAAUGACACCACCAAGAAGAGCUCCUCCCCAUUCCGCUGGACCCCCCAGGCGGACCGGGCCUUCGCCCGGCUCAAACAUUGCCUCACAUCAAGCCCCGUCACUGUCCAUGCUGACUCGGCGCUGCCCUUGUUGUGA